CGCCAUUUUACAUCUUUCAUGACCCAAAAGUUCGGUAACGUGAGUCGUUUGGGCCUCACUUCGUCUGAAAACGUGACGACUCUCAGUUGUUCUAUUAAAACGUUCUCUUAUUAAAAGACAAAAAUCUUGAGGAAACAUGUCUGGACGUGGAAAAGGAGGAAAGGCCAAGUCGAAGACAAAGACCAGGAGUAGCAGGGCUGGACUGCAGUUUCCAGUGGGAAGAAUACAUCGUCACCUAAAGAAGGGUAAUUAUGCUGAACGUGUUGGCUCUGGUGCACCUGUUUAUCUGGCAGCUGUGUUGGAGUAUUUGGCUGCUGAGGUGCUCGAGUUGGCUGGAAACGCUGCCAGGGACAAUAAGAAGACGAGAAUCAUCCCCCGUCACCUACAGCUUGCUAUUCGCAAUGACGAAGAAUUAAACAAAUUAUUGAGCGGUGUGACAAUUGCCCAAGGUGGAGUUCUCCCCAAUAUUCAAGCUGUCCUCCUUCCCAAGAAGACUGGCACUGGUGGCUCUGGAAAAGGGGACAAGGCUUCACAAGAAUAUUAAAUACCUGAUUAUUAUUUUAAAUAAUUUUUAUUUUCAUACUGACGGUUAAAGGAGACAUUCCGCGUAUCGUAUCAUUUAUUUUAUUAAUUUUCGAUCUGUUUUUUUUUACAAUUCAACGUUAGUAUUUGAGAGUAUCCGGUCAUCGCACCUCGUUAACUCUAUUAUUCUAUGAUAAACUUAUUGUUAAUAAAUAUGAUAAAUAAAUAAUUUUUCUGAUAA
Messenger RNA from Diachasmimorpha longicaudata, 763 nucleotides. RefSeq names its product histone H2A-like. Gene Ontology annotation, molecular function: protein heterodimerization activity; structural constituent of chromatin; DNA binding. The transcript has 3 exons. The record is from RefSeq and is a predicted model, not a curated record. NCBI's taxonomy places the organism in Eukaryota, Metazoa, Arthropoda, Insecta, Hymenoptera, Braconidae. Gene Ontology annotation, cellular component: chromatin; nucleosome. Bases 137 to 544 code for a protein of 135 amino acids. Gene Ontology annotation, biological process: heterochromatin formation.